ACCCACUGAGCAAGGACAUGGAUCGAACCGGCCUCCUCAUGGAUACUAGUCGGGUUAGUUAACCCACUGAGCCACAAAGAGAACUCUUAAGACAGCAAAUGCUAAUUGUAAACUUUAGGUGAUAUGUAUACAGUGUUCAUUAUAUAAUUCUCAACUUUUCUGUACAUUUGAAAAUUUUCAUGGUAAAAUAUUGGGAAAGGGGAAAGAAUAAAUUGCAGGGAGUUAAGAAUGGAAGCACGUGUGAGAGAUAAUUAUCAGGUAGUGACAGUGAGAUGGAAAGGAAAGAGGAGAUUCAAGGCACACCUGGAUUUGGGCAACUGCAAAUAGUACUAAGAGCUUACUAAGAGCGUGUGUGGGGCAUGGGUCAGCGUGUCUAGAGAGAGGGCGGAAGCAUUUAGUCUAGGUCGGGUUACGAAGAGUCCUUGCUUUCCUAACCCUAAAGCGAAGGAUCAAGGGCGCCUUUUCAGCCUUUGCUGCCCCGGUGCGGCUCUCCAAGCUUUACCCUCCGGGCGCGGGAAGGGCUGCCCGCGCAGGUCACUUGGGAUCGCGGCGGUCGGCGCAUGCGCACGUCGCCUGGCGGACUCGUGUCUCUUUUCCUUUCCAGUGCUGAUCACUGUUCACCAGUUUUUACCUGGCGGCAGUUUUCGGUCUCGGCGCCCAGGAUGGAGCAGAUGGGCGAUUUGGAGCUGCUCAUGGAGAAGAGUUUCGGUGACGAGGCUGCGCCGCCUGCGAAGCUAUUUCAGAAGAAGAAUGUGGAAGCUUCCUUUUCUAAAACAGUUCUGAUCCGAGGAAUGGAUAACCGGUACCUGGUAUUAGCAGUCAACAUUGUACAGAAUGAAGAAGGAAACUAUGAAAAGCACCUAAUUAUUACUGCUUCCCACUCACUAGAAGAAAAAGAACUGUGUAUCCUGAGGAAUGACUGGUGCUCUGUACCUGUAGAGCCAGGAGACAUAAUUCAUUUGGAGGGAGACUGCAUAUCUGAUACUUGGAUAAUAGAUGAAGAUUUUGGAUAUUUGAUUCUGUAUCCAGACAUGCUGAUUUCUGGCACAAGCAUAGCCAGUAGUAUUCGAUGUAUGAGAAGAGCUGUCCUGAGUGAAACAUUUAAGAGCUCUGAUUCAGCCACACACCAGAUGCUGAUUGGUACAAUUCUCCAUGAAGUAUUUCAAAAAGCAAUAAGUGAUAGUUUUGCUCCAGAAAAGCUGCAAGAACUUGCUUUUCAAACUGUUCAAGAAAUAAGGCAUCUGAAGGAAAUGUAUCGCCUCAAUCUGAAUCAAGAUGAGGUAAAACAAGAAGUAGAGGAGUAUCUUCCUUCAUUUUCUAAAUGGGCUGGAGAUUUUAUGCGUAAAUAUACUUCAACUGACUUCCCUCAGAUGCAGCUCUCUCUACCAAGUGAUGGUGGUAACAACAACUCAGCAUGUAAUAUUGAAGUUAUAAACUCACUGGAUAUUGAAGAAAGCAUUUGGUCCCCUAGGUUUGGACUGAAGGGCAAAAUAGAUGUUACAGUUGGUGUGAAAAUACAUCGAGGAUGUAAAACGAAAUACAAGAUAAUGCCACUGGAACUUAAAACUGGCAAAGAAUCGAAUUCUAUUGAACACCGAAGUCAGCUUGUUCUAUAUACACUGCUAUGCCAAGAGAGGAGAGCUGAUCCAGAGGCUGGCCUGCUCCUCUACCUGAAGACUGGCCAGAUGUACCCUGUGCCUGCCAAACAUCUUGAUAAAAGAGAAUUAUUAAGGCUAAGAAACCAGAUGGCAUUCUCGUUGUUUCACCGUGUUAAUAAAUCUGCUACUGGAGAGAAGACAAAGCUUGCUCCUUUGCCACAAAUAAUUGAGGAACAGCAAACCUGUAAAUAUUGUUCACAGAUGGCCAACUGUGCUCUUUAUAGCAGAGCAGUUGAACAGCAGAUGGAUGGCAGUGCAGUCCUGACUGGCAUGCUGCCCCAAAUAAAAGAAGAAACCCAGCACCUAAAGCCUACACACUUAGAGUAUUUCAGCCUUUGGUGUCUAAUGUUAACUCUGGAGUCACAGUCAAAGGAUAAUAAAAAGAAUCAUCAAAAUAUAUGGUUAAUGCCUGCUUCAGAAAUGGAGGAGAGUGGCAGCUGCAUUGGAAACCUGAUUCGAACAGAACAUGUAAAGACAGUUUGUGAUGGACAAUAUUUACAUACUUUCCAACGUAAAAAUGGUUCCAUGCCUACCACAAAUCUGAUGACAGGUGACAGGAUUAUUUUAAGUGGAGAAGAGAGAACACUGUUUGCUUUGUCUAGGGGAUACGUGAAAGAGAUGAACAUGACGACAGUAACCUGUUUAUUGGACAGGAACUUGUCAGUACUCCCAGAAUCAACUUUGUUCAGGUUGGACCAGGAAGAAAAAAAUUGUGAUAUAGAUACCCCAUUAGGAAAUCUUUCUAAGUUGAUGGAAAAUACUUAUGCCAGUCAAAAACUUCGAGAUUUAAUCAUUGACUUUCGCGAACCACAGUUUAUAUCCUACCUCAGUUCUGUCCUUCCACAUGAUGCAAAGGACACAGUUGCCUGCAUUCUAAAAGGUUUGAACAAGCCUCAGAGGCAAGCUAUGAAAAAGGUACUUCUUUCUAAAGACUACACCCUCAUCGUGGGAAUGCCUGGAACGGGGAAAACCACUACCAUAUGUACUCUCGUGAGAAUUCUCUAUGCCUGUGGUUUUAGUGUUUUGUUGACCAGCUAUACACAUUCUGCUGUUGACAAUAUUCUUUUGAAGUUGGCAAAGUUUAAGAUAGGAUUUUUGCGCUUGGGUCAGACUCAGAAGGUACAUCCAGAUAUCCAGAAAUUUACAGAGGAGGAAAUUUGCAGGUCAAAGUCCAUUAAAUCCUUGGCUCUUCUAGAAGAACUCUACAAUGGUCAACUUAUAGUUGCAACAACAUGCAUGGGAAUAAACCAUCCGAUAUUUUCUCGUAAAACUUUUGAUUUUUGUAUAGUGGAUGAAGCCUCUCAAAUUAGCCAACCAAUUUGCCUAGGGCCACUUUUUUUUUCACGGAGAUUUGUGUUGGUAGGGGAUCAUCAACAGCUUCCUCCCCUGGUGCUAAACCGUGAAGCAAGAGCUCUUGGCAUGAGUGAAAGCUUAUUCAAGAGGCUUGAGCAGAAUAAGAAUGCCGUCGUACAGUUGACUGUGCAGUACAGAAUGAACAGUAAAAUUAUGUCGUUAAGUAAUAAACUGACAUACGAAGGAAAGCUGGAGUGUGGAUCAGACAAAGUGGCCAGUGCAGUGGUAAACCUUCCUAAAUUGAAAGAUGUAAAGCUGGAACUGGAAUUUUAUGCUGAUUAUUCUGAAAAUCCUUGGAUGGUUGGAGCAUUUGAGCCAAACAAUCCUGUUUGUUUUCUUAAUACAGACAAGGUUCCAGCACCAGAACAAGUUGAAAAGGGAGGUGUGAGUAAUAUAACAGAAGCCAAACUUGUAGUAUACCUGACUUCGAUUUUUGUUAAGGCUGGAUGUAAUCCCUGUAAUAUUGGUAUCAUUGCACCAUACAGGCAGCAGUUAAAAGUCAUCAAUGACUUACUGUCACAUUCUUCUGUUGGGAUGGUCGAGGUUAAUACCGUAGACAAAUACCAAGGAAGAGACAAAAGUAUCAUUUUAGUAUCUUUUGUUAGAAGUAAUAGAGAUGGAACUCUUGGUGAACUACUGAAAGAUUGGCGACGUCUCAAUGUUGCUAUAACCAGAGCCAAACAUAAGCUGAUUCUCCUGGGAUGUGUGUCCUCCCUAAACCGCUAUCCUCCUUUGGGGAAGCUACUUGAUCAUCUAAACUCCGAAAAAUUAAUCAUUGAUCUUCCAUCAGGAGAACAUGAAAGUCUUUGUCACAUAUUGGGUGAUUUUCAAGGAAAAUAAAGCACUGUUUUCCUAGCUUUUUUCAUACCAUUAUGAUAUCCUCUAACUAUUCCCUAUUAUUUGUAAUUUGGAUAUUCUAUAAAAUCAAUGCCUGGUUAGACUGUGAUGAUAACUUUUAUCCUAUGGGUAUGAAAUGAUGUAAAUACAUCCUCUCACAGUUCUAGUUUUUUGUUUUAUUUAUUUAUUUAUUAGUAUAACCUUGUUAAACAUACAAUUCUAUUACCAUACAAAAUUUGACACAGUAUUUAUUUUUUUGGUGUAGUUGUACCCCAAGCUGAAAAGUCUAACUUUAUGGAUAUUAUAAAUGUGCUUUUGUAUGACCUAGAGUUCAAUAAAUUUCUACCAGCUUUUUAAAAGAUGGAUCAACUUUUCAUUCAGAGGUUUAAACUUUUUUUAUUUUUAUUUUUUUGCUUUUUAGGUCCACACUAGCGGCAUAUGGAGGUUCCCAGGCUAAGGGUCAAAUCAGAGCUAUAGCUGCCAGCCUAUGCCACAGCCAUAGCAACACCGGAUCCGAGCUGAGUCUGCAACCUACACCACAGCUAAUGGCAACGCCGGAUCCUAAACCCACCCAGCGAUGGGAUGGAACCUGAAGCCCCAUGGUUCUUAGUCGGUUUCCACUGCACCGUGACAGGAACUCCCUGAGGUUUAAACUUUUAAGUCUAACUUUUCAAGAUGGAUUUGUUCUUUUAGAAUUUUAUCAAAUUUUGUUUAUUUGCAAGAUUAGAUAAGAAAAUUGAUGUGUUUUUAUCAUUGAAGCACCAUCUUGUGAUAGUGAUAACAUAAGUAUGAUUGUUUUCUGUAUUUUGAGGUCCCUGAUCCAAAGGCCAUUUUGCUGGCUUUUUCCCGAUUUGCUUUCUGGCAUCAGAGAUGUUUUCACUUAACAUCUAAUCUUUUAAAUAGUUACUUAUAAAUAUAUUAUUUCCAGUUAAUUUCUGAUUCCCCUUACUCUUCCAUUUAUUUUCAGUUUUCACUAUGCUAGAGUAGAUUUUGAUACGAGAUAAUAAUUCUUACUAUUUUUUUUGAAAAGAAAUUUUGUUUGAUGAAUUGAUGGCAAGUUAAAAAGGUGUAUCCCUAUUUUCACCUAUUCGUAUUCAUAUUCCCGUUUGUUUAGGGGCAUUACUCAGUUUCCCCUUUAGUAUAAAGAUGUUUUGUAAAACAGAAUUACCUUGGUGUGCUUGAUUACUUAUAUGGUGACCAAUUUUAACCUUAGUGUAUCCACCUUUGAGGGGAGGGACUCUCAUUUCUCUCAGGGUGUUUUUUUUUUUUUUGACUGUUAAGUAUGUUAAAAAUUGUUGCCUCUACCUCACAUGUUUUUAAAAAUUAUUACUUGAAGUUUUUAUUAAAUAAAUUGUUUUCUUAUUGCUAAAUCUUACUGUGUGAAUUAUUAAUACUAAAUAAUAAUUAGGUUCAGUAUUGUCCAUCAUUUUUUCCAGUAUUGACAGUGCUCUAAAGCUGAAAUGGGAGUGUUGACUUUGUAAAGAGAUUUAAGGACACGCAGGAUUGAGUUGAUCAUGGAGAGACUGAAUUAGACAGGAAUAAACAGAAAGUUUGCUGAGAUCGGGCUUAAAUAUUGGUUAGAUAUUAUGAAGUUAUAUAACAGGAAGGGAUCAAAGAUAGUUAAGAAAAUUCUUUGGGUUUAAUCAGUGGUCGCUUUAAAGAGUUGCAUGGGGAGUUCCCGUUGUGGCUCAGUGGUAACGAACCCAACUAGUAACCA
This is a messenger RNA of Sus scrofa (pig), 5565 nucleotides long. RefSeq names its product DNA replication helicase/nuclease 2 (gene DNA2). Gene Ontology annotation, cellular component: cytoplasm. Gene Ontology annotation, molecular function: 5'-flap endonuclease activity; single-stranded DNA helicase activity. The record is from RefSeq and is a predicted model, not a curated record. Gene Ontology annotation, biological process: replication fork reversal. NCBI's taxonomy places the organism in Eukaryota, Metazoa, Chordata, Mammalia, Artiodactyla, Suidae.